Molecule: messenger RNA, 555 nt
Organism: Cucurbita moschata (crookneck pumpkin)
Lineage: Eukaryota; Viridiplantae; Streptophyta; Magnoliopsida; Cucurbitales; Cucurbitaceae
Product: probable LRR receptor-like serine/threonine-protein kinase At3g47570
Exons: 2
Coding region: 27-446 (139 amino acids)
Molecular function (GO): protein binding
Source: RefSeq, a predicted model, not a curated record
UUAACAGAGCAUACUUCAAAACGAACAUGCUUGAUUGUGCGAUGGCUGAAAAUUUUCUUUUGUUUCUAAUGCUCUUCUUUGGGAUGAACAUUUGCAGCGGCUCUGGAAAUCCAUCGGAAGUUCUUUGCAUUGAGAGUGAGAGAGAGGCCCUUUUGAGAUUCAAGAAAGGGCUUGUAGAUCCUUUGAAUCGUCUCUCGUCGUGGGAUGUUAAACAAGAUUGCUGCAAAUGGGUUGGCAUCAGUUGUGACAACUCGACCGGUAACAAUGAUUUUGAAGGAGUACGAAUUCCAAGUUUUUUAGGAUCAAUGGUGAGUUUGCGUUAUCUUGACCUCUCAUACUCAAGCUUUGGUGGAUUGAUACCUCAUGAACUCGGAAAUCUAUCAAACUUGAACCAUCUCGAUUUGGGAGGUAACUACCCAUCUCUAUAUACUGAAAAUCUUGGAUGACUUCAUGGUUUGCCUUCUCUAUUGAAGCUAGAUUUGAGCUAUGCAGACCUUAGCAACGCAUCUUCUUGGUUACUAGACAUGAAUAAGCUUCCUUCGCUUAAAGAAUUAC